Messenger RNA from Suhomyces tanzawaensis NRRL Y-17324, 2610 nucleotides. RefSeq lists its product as uncharacterized. The coding region runs from base 471 to 2432 and encodes 653 amino acids. The record is from RefSeq and is a predicted model, not a curated record. The transcript has a single exon. Lineage: Eukaryota; Fungi; Ascomycota; Pichiomycetes; Serinales; Debaryomycetaceae.
AAGGCAAAGAGAUUUGGGGGAAGAAACUGGGUGGCAGGGGAACCCGCAGUAUAUAUACCUCCGGCCAGGGUCCGGGUAACCCGCACUUCCCCCGCGAUGCCCUCGCCCUGUUGCCACCCCGCCACCGGAUUUUCGGUGCUGGAGCAACUAGCAGGCCCAGCCACGGCACACGACUAUCUGGCUUCCAGGAAAAUCUUUUUCCUUCCUCCCUUUUCCAUGUCGCCUCAGGCGCGGUUCUUUUUUGUUCUCACCACUUCUUCCAGUUUCGCACGCGUUCUUUCUACCAGCCAUGCGCCCGUGACUUACGUCAUCUGACACCCGUGCUCAUCUCAUCCCUCCCCAGGCAAAAUGGGGGGCCAGAAAAUUUUCAGUAUAUAACCUUAUCAGGAUUCUAUCUAGUCAGUGAUAAUUAAGCAUUUGCAAGGCAAACACAAAAGACCAACUAGACAUCCCAUAGAAUAAUACCCAAAAUGCCUUCCUUUACGAAAUCGAGAAGAUACUCUCCAAAGAACUUUGUUUCUCCAUCGGACAGAAAGAACUCGAGAACCAACCAGAAAUACAGAAAAUACUACCAACAACAACCCUCCAACUUGGUAUAUGUGGAAGAGCCAGACAGCGAUGCUGAGUCCACCUCCGAGUCCGAAUCCGACUCAGAGUCUUCUGACGAAGAAGUCUACGAGUUCAACUUGAACAACAACGCUGACGAACAAGACAUAGACGGUGAAAUCUACUUUGACGCCUUCUCCGACGAGGAGGACGAAGCCGACUUGUACAUUAUCGACAUGAACGACGAGUUGGAAAACGACGCUAUUGACAUGUUGGAAGCUGACGGCCAAGUCCACGACUUGAACGACCAGUUGAUCAGAUACUACGACUUCGAGUCUGAGUCUGAAGACUCCGAUGCUUCCGAACAAUCAGAAGACUCAGAAAUGGAAUCCGAAUCCGACUCUGAGCUUGAAAUCGAGCUUGAGUCCGCUUCCGACUCUUCUGAGUCCGAAUCCGACUCUGAAUCCGACUCCGACUCCGACUCAUCUGAGUCCGACUCCGAUGAAGAGAUGGAAGCUCAAGAUAUCUUGGAUAUUGUUGACUUGAACGACCAGUUACAAGCACAAGCCUUGAAGCAAAUCGCUGCUGGAAACUACGAAGAAUCAUCCGAAUCCGACUCCUCUGAAUCCGACUCUUCCGAAUCCGACUCUGAAUCCGACUCCAACGAGUCCGAAUCCGAGCUUAUCGAGUACUCCUCUAACCCUCGUGAGUUGAAGGAUCAAUUAGUGGUUGAAGCUAUCAGACAAGCAUUCGAAGAAGACUUAGUCAGUGAUGACGAAAUCAUCUUGUCUGAAGAUGAAGACUCAGAAUUAGGAUCUGAACCAGAAUACUUUGAAAUUGAAUCUGAUAUCGACCUUGAGUCCGAAGAUGACUACGAUGCUGGCAAUCCUGAACACUACGAGUUUGAUGACGACUCAUCCGACUCCGAUUCCGACUCUGAAGGUUACACUAUUUACAGACACAGAUUCGACUUACCAGAGCACGACAGCGACGACUAUUCCACUGAUGAAGAACUCGUUCCUUCCGAUGAAGAUGACCUCUAUAACGAAGUUGGCUUGUUGCGUGCUAACGAUUCUGAUGAUGAAGUUGAAAUUAUUGACUUGUCCAAGGACUUGGAAAACUCCAAGGACUGUGAGUUGGUUGAAUUGGAUGAAAGCACCUACAAGUUGACCUUGAGAUUCCCAUCCCUCAUCAAGGAAGAGUUGAAGAUUGAUUUCUUGAAGAACCAAAACGAAUUGAUCAUUAGAGGAAAGUUCAACUUCAACGAUAUUGAAGAAUCCGACGAUGAAUCUGGGGAUGAAUCUGAUGACGAACAAGAAGUUGUUGCUGAAGCUGUUCUCGUUGAAGCUGAUGAAGAUGAAGAGAAUGACCAAGACUACGAAGUCCAAGAAGAAGAAGAUGCUGAUGAACCAUUGGAAUUCUCUGGCUUCGAGGGUCAAGCUGAAAGUGACAAGGCUGAAAGGGACCCAUCUGGUUCCGAAUCCGAAUCCGAAUCUGACUCCGACUCCGAAUCCUCUUCUUCUGAAUCCGAUUCCGAGCUGUCUGACUCCGACUCUUCUGAUUCUGAGAGCGACUCUUCUGAUUCCGAAACUGAAGAAAUCCAAGAAGAUGCCGAGUCGCUUAUCAAGGAAUUCGCUAACCACGAAAUCAGCUUUGAGAAGCACUUCCAAUUCGACAAGAUAAUCAAGUUUGACCAAAUCAAGGCUUCUUUCGUUAACGACGAUGAAUUAGAACUCAUUAUUCCAAAUGAGUCUUCUCCAGUUAACAAGGCCGACAACAUCUACUCCAUUGCUAUUGCUGCUCAAUCUCAAGAAGACGAAUCCUCCACUGAGGAGAUCGAAGAGUCUGCAGCAAAGGAAGUUGAAGAUGUUGCCAUGGAGGCUUAAAAUAUGAAAUUCAAAAAUGAAAAAUGAAAAUGAAAAAUGAAAAUGAAAACUCCAAAACCACAAAAAAAGUCACUAGAACUUACCAUUUAGGUCUAACCUUGACGGUACCUUCAUCCUUGUAUUAUAUAGUAUUUAUCAAUUAAUAGAUUUCAGUUCACUUUGAACACUUGAGAAUAAC